Salvelinus namaycush (lake trout) is the source of this 2584-nucleotide messenger RNA. RefSeq names its product B-box and SPRY domain containing (gene bspry). Bases 383 to 1792 code for a protein of 469 amino acids. Gene Ontology annotation, molecular function: protein binding. Lineage: Eukaryota; Metazoa; Chordata; Actinopteri; Salmoniformes; Salmonidae. The transcript has 6 exons. The record is from RefSeq and is a predicted model, not a curated record.
CGCGGCACAAGAGUCUGAAAAUAAACUUUCAUCAUUGGCAUUUAGGCCUAGCCUAUACCAUUCCAGGAUAGCCGACGCUAAAUGUAGGCUUAUUUUGUUUAAUUUAAUUAUACAAUAUUCAAAUAUAUAGCCCCAACUAUUGUCGGACUAUUUAGCCUAUACUAAACUAUAAAACAUGUAAAGCUAAAAGAUCAUGUAGGUUUUUUUUCAUUGAUACUGCCCCGUUGUUGCAGUUGUUGCUAAACUUGCUUUUCAGCUCUAGUGUACGUGUUACUUCCGUGUUCAUACCUUGAUACACCUGUGUUAUAACUGCAGUAGAUUGGCUACUGAAGCCACCUGUCGCGUUCUAUUGCUAUUAGCCUAGUAGGCUAUUUGACGUGCCAUGAGCGCGGAGCCAGAAUCAUGUGAUUUGACACCUGUGUCUUUGCGAGACGACCCAGACACUGGAGUGGAAGUUCGAGAAAGUUCGGGAGACUUUAAUAUGGAUUUACAACAGCCGAUUUUCUUCUCGUUGGAUGUACACCAACAUGAAACUCAGUCAGCUAAAGUUGUCUCCAGGUUGUCUAGAAAUGCUGCCGCUACAUCAGUGGUGACCACCUCCGACUCAGAAUCCGGUAUAUUCUCAGGUGAAUCGAAACUUUGCAUGGAACAUGAAUCAGACCUGGACUGGUUCUGCAGCUCCGAGCAGAAACUCAAAUGCUUACACUGCACCAUAGUGGGAUCCUGCCAGGGCCACACAGUGACACCCCUGGCCAGCAGAGUGACAGCCGUCAGGAACCAACUGGUUGACAUUUGUGAGAAAAUGCAGCUGCAGGCCCAGCGCAUCGAGCGCUUUAUCAACCAGACCCUGACUGCCAAAGAGCGGGCACUGCAGGUAGAGGCGAGCGGGGCUCGGGAGCAAGUGGUAGCCCAGGUCAGUGUGGUGAGGGAGGCGGUGGAGGAGGAGGAACAGCGGCUGCUGGAAGCGGUGCAGAGGGAGGAGGAGAGGGUGGAGCAGUGCCUCCUCACCCAGAGAGCCCACUGGGGCCAGGCCCUGGCUAUGCUCACACAGACACGCACACGUCUGGUGCACACCCUCACAAACACACCGGACAUACAGCUGGCAACCUCUGGCCAGGAAAUAGCUGAGAGGAUUGAGGAGGCAGAGGGGGUGGGUGAGCCUCAUGACACCGACCAUCUCAACCUGAACGCCAGCUGUAGAGACAGCAAACUCAUGAUGGGCCUGUGGGCCAGCGCCAUACUGCUGGGACCAACUGCUUAUGGUUCAGCAAAUCUGACAUUUGACGAGCGCACCGUCAGCUCCGUACUUUCCCUCUCAGAAGACCUUUGCACUCUGACCUUCCUGCCUAAGCGGUCACGCCAGUCCCCGCCCUACGACCCGGCGCGCUUCGACUGCUGGCCCAAUGCGCUGGGCAAUCUGGCCAUCUCCUCCGGCACCCACAGCUGGGUGAUUGACAUGGGUGAGAGCGGGGCCUUCAAGGUGGGGGUAUGCUACUCCAGCAUGGGGCGCAAGGGCUCGGGCAACGACUCCCGCCUGGGCUACAACAUCCAGUCCUGGGUGCUCUCCAAAUACGAUGGGGACUUCUCCUUCUGCCAUGCGGGGAAGAACACACCCCUGCAUGUGGUCCACAAGCCCAAGAGUCUAGGGCUACUCCUGGACUGGCCUAGUCAGACCCUGGUAUUUUAUGAUCCAGACUCCAGUGCUGUGUUGCACUCGGUCAGACACGCCUUUAGUGGCCCGCUGCUGCCAGCAUUUGCUGUGGCUGACCGCAGUGUCACCAUACUGCACUGACCUCUGAAGUACUGUAACUGUAGUGUCAAUGAUAUAGAAUUACGGGUAACACUUUCACAAGGCAUAUCAUAUGAGUUGAUAAUAUAACAGUGAAAGGGCUCAUUAAUGCUUACAACAAGUAGUACUGCAUUAUACCUGCUGAUAAAAUGGUACUGAAUUACUUAUAAUAUUUGUACAUCCUACUAAUAGAAUAGAAUACUAUCAAAGCUUCACAAUGUAUUUGAAUGUAAUCAAAUUGGCCAAAAUUAGGCCUUCUGUUUCUCUGCAUUGAAGAGGUAUGCAGAAAGUUUUUUGAUGGGAGAUAUAUUUCUAAUUUAUUUUUUGUUUUUUAAAAUCUGAAGUAAUGAUUCUGUAGAGAUUUCUGUAGGAGUCUGUUGAUCAAAUUAUACAGUAGUUUUAAUGUGUCAUACUGUAGUCAUUUUAGAUAUAGGAGUAUGCUAUUUAUAUUUCUUAUACUGUUAUGAUAAUUUACUGUAAGUGAAGUGACUGUUUGAGACCUUUUCUAUCUUUUAAAGCGACACCUGUCUGAAGGAGUGGUUGAUCCAUACGCAUACACAUAUUUGUUAAUUGUCUGAUAUGCAAUGAAUGUCUCUAUUGAAACUCACAUCCUACUUUCCAUCCAUCCGUCAGUGGGAAGAAAAUUAAUGAAAUACCAGACUCAUUGCAAGAGACACAGUCUAGAAAUGAACAGCAGGGGGCAAUGUAGUGUUUGUCAUAGUGAUGCGGAGGUUGACUCGUAACCCGCAAUUCCUGCGGUUAAAGGGUUUAAUAAAGAGAAAACAAUACCUUAAA